This is a messenger RNA of Clarias gariepinus (North African catfish), 3278 nucleotides long. It is a transcript of the gene gnb2, whose product is annotated as guanine nucleotide binding protein (G protein), beta polypeptide 2. Lineage: Eukaryota; Metazoa; Chordata; Actinopteri; Siluriformes; Clariidae. The transcript is spliced from 10 exons. Gene Ontology annotation, biological process: G protein-coupled receptor signaling pathway. Gene Ontology annotation, cellular component: cytoplasm; heterotrimeric G-protein complex. Bases 827 to 1849 code for a protein of 340 amino acids. Gene Ontology annotation, molecular function: protein binding; signaling receptor complex adaptor activity. The record is from RefSeq and is a predicted model, not a curated record.
GAGAUUUUACGCACCGAGCCGUGAGGGUUUUCUCUCUCUCUCUCUCUCUCUGUGUGUCUCUCCUGUAAGCUCAUCCAGGACUCAGAACGAGCGCGCGCCCGCAAAUUCGUUAUUUUUUUUAAAGCGUUCGAUUGCGUAAGUGGAUGAAAUAACAUCAAACGAAAAGAGCUGGGGUUCGUUUUGCCGAGGCUCGCUUUGAUGUCUGACACUGAAGAACUUAUGGGUGGCUUGUUGUUCUGCGCUCCACCGGCGAGAUAGCCACGAUUUGUCAUUGAUUUAUUUAUUUAUUUAUUAGCAUUAUCAUUGUUAUUUAUUGUUAUUAUUAUAAGUGAUAAUAAUAUUGUUAUUAUAUGUAAUUCUUUUGUACAUUUGCAUUCGAGUGCACAGCAUCCGUGCAUUGCGGCUGGAUCUGAAUAAUUCAUUCCGUGCAACAAAACAAGAAGAGAGAGAAAGACAAGAAGAGCAAGGAAGGAAAGAAGGAAGGAAGGACUGGGGAAGGGAAAAAAAUAAUAAAUCCGAUCAUUUUUUUGCAGCCUGAUUCGUUAGUUUUGCGCUAAAGAACAACCAGCCCCGGGAUUGUGAUCUCCAGAUCCAUUUGGAGAAAUGCAGUGAUUUUUUUCUUCUUCUUUCCCUGCUGCGUUUUUUUUUUCUCCCCUUCUUCCCCGAUUCACGGCCAUCAUGUGCAAUCUGGUCUGAAUAUUCAUCCAGGAAGAGGAGAUCUGAAGGACUGAAGCUCUUCCUCAAGCUGUCUGCUCUGUAGUCUUCCUGUGCUGAGGUGGUUGUGGGAGUGACUGAGGUCAAAGGUCAUUUCAAAGGUCAUUUCAAGAUGAGUGAGCUGGAGCAGCUUCGACAGGAGGCUGAGCAGCUGAAGAACCAGAUACGAGAUGCAAGGAAAGCAUGUGGAGACUCUACACUUACUCAGAUAACGGCAGGGCUGGACCCGGUGGGAAGGAUUCAGAUGCGGACACGGCGUACUCUCAGAGGUCAUUUAGCCAAAAUCUACGCCAUGCACUGGGGCACUGAUUCGAGGCUCUUGGUCAGCGCUUCACAAGAUGGCAAACUCAUCAUCUGGGACAGUUACACCACUAACAAGAUCCAUGCCAUCCCGCUGCGCUCGUCAUGGGUGAUGACGUGCGCUUACGCUCCAUCUGGAAACUUUGUUGCCUGCGGCGGUCUGGACAACAUCUGCUCCAUCUACAGCCUGAAGACUCGCGAGGGCAACGUGCGCGUCAGCCGAGAGCUCCCCGGACACACGGGUUACCUGUCCUGCUGUCGGUUCAUCGAUGACAACCAGAUUAUCACAAGUUCAGGAGACACCACCUGUGCUCUGUGGGACAUCGAGACAGGCCAGCAGACAACGGUGUUCUCAGGUCACAGCGGAGACGUGAUGAGUUUGUCUUUGUCUCCGGAUUCGCGCACCUUUAUUUCAGGAGCUUGUGACGCCUCGAUCAAACUGUGGGACGCCAGAGACAGCAUGUGCAGACAGACGUUUACGGGCCACGAGUCCGAUAUCAACGCCGUGUGUUUCUUCCCCAGCGGCAGUGCAUUUGCCACAGGCUCGGAUGAUGCUACAUGCCGUCUGUUUGACCUGCGUGCCGAUCAGGAGCUCGGUCUUUACUCGCACGAUAACAUCAUCUGCGGCAUCACGUCGGUGGCGUUCUCACGUUCUGGCCGUCUGCUGCUUGCAGGCUAUGAUGACUUCAACUGCAACAUCUGGGAUGCAAUGAAAGGAGACCGUGCAGGAGUCCUAGCCGGCCAUGACAAUCGCGUGAGCUGUCUCGGUGUGACCGACGACGGCAUGGCUGUGUGCACUGGUUCCUGGGACAGCUUCCUCAAGAUCUGGAACUGACAUUCCCCCCCCCUCUCUCUCUCUAUCUCUCUUUCUCUCCCUCACACACAACCACACACUGUAUGCCUGAUUUAUUAAAGUAACACAAAAACACACACACAAACUUGGACGCAUAUUGUACAUAAUAUAUUCUGCCAACUAGGUAUCUUGAGUUUACUAUGGUAACUGCUUUGUAUACAUAAGCGCACCUGAAUCUGCACACCAUUAACUGUGGAUGCAGCUCCCAGGUUUGACCCACUGAAGCUACACACGAAUGUUCUUUCUUUAUUUCUUUCUCUUUUCUCGUGCACACACACACACAAACACUCUGUACAUGUUUGCGGAGGACUUAAACACAAUGUAGAAUAUAUAAACACAAAAAGAAGAAGAAAAAAAAAAAACACCACCACCACACACUCGGAGGGAAAAGACAAAUGAGAUUGGUUGAAGUCUAAUACUUUGGGAUUGCAUUUAUGCUUAUUUGAACGCACCGAUCACGGAUAGAGAAGAUGGAAUGUUUGUUUCUUUUUUUUUUUUUCGAACGCCGUUUUCAAUUUAGACGUGUCUGAAACGGGACAUGUGCCGAUAAGUGGUUAAUACUGUACGAUUCCACAGCGAUGUUAUAAAUACAGUGUCUUGCAUUUGGGAUCGUUUGCUCUUUGACUAGCUGGAUGACUGUACUUGACAGCCAGGCGUCUCAGACAUUAGCGUCACUGUAUAAAAGUCAGUUUAAUGCUAAAUGAACGGGAAGCAUUUUUGCAGCGAUGAAAGGAGUCCAAGCACUUUGAGCUGAUCAGGGAAUCACCUGAUAAGGAAAUGAUAACCCUUGUUUUUUUUUGCCCUGAGAUGAUUUAAAAAAAAUAAAUACAGUAUAUAUAUAUAUUUUUUAAAUGGUACUUAGAUGCAGCUUGAUUGGACAACAAUGAUCAACGACUUGCUUUUUGUUUUUGUUUUCCAAUGAUUAGGUCAUCAUUGGAAGCCCUCGGAGAUGUUGCUGACAAACCAUUUCACAUUUAAGUACCAUUUAAGCACAUGAUGCUUAGGUUGCCUUGAGACAUCUUAAUCUUAAAGUCGCGCUGAGAGAGAACAUGUACAAUUUUGGUAUUAACCUGCGUUCAGUAUCGGCACAUGACCAGAGUAUCUCAACAUCCUACCGACCGACUAAAAGAAAGACUGAAGAAUAGAAGCACGUGUUUAAAGUACGACAGGAUUUUUCCAUCAAGCCCAAUCGUUUUAGGUGACUGAAAUUUUGCAACUUCAUUUUAAAAUAGGAACCUGUGGCAUAUAUAUACGGUGCAAGUAAAUAUUUUAUUUUUUGUUUUGGUUUGUUUGAAUGUUUUGUUUAUAUUCUGAUUUUCUAUGCUUAUUUUAUUCAUGUGUUUUCCUGCGUGCCUCAGAUAACACUGUAAGGACAAUAAAUAAAAGUGUAAAAAACAAACAAACAAAAAAC